Molecule: messenger RNA, 1033 nt
Organism: Zerene cesonia (dogface butterfly)
Lineage: Eukaryota; Metazoa; Arthropoda; Insecta; Lepidoptera; Pieridae
Product: stAR-related lipid transfer protein 7, mitochondrial-like
Exons: 5
Coding region: 179-1018 (279 amino acids)
Molecular function (GO): lipid binding
Source: RefSeq, a predicted model, not a curated record
UAACUGUCACAAAUAAUUUCCAUGCAAUGGAGGUUAUGUUUCGCAAUCCUUAGCAGAUACCAUUCAAAAACACAUUAAAUGUAAAAAAUAAAAAUACAAUAACCCACCACUGCGAUGGGCUGUAAAUUUUGAAAAUAGAUUAUCAACUACCCUAUCCUUUUCUUGUUCAAAUCCUAGCAUGUCGGCGUUCCGAUUUAAAAUUUUCCUGAGAGAUAUUGCAGUACGCAGAUUUUGGAAUGCAUGGACGCGCAAUUAUCUCGUAAAUACAGUCGUGAAGAGAUUCAAACGUGACAGAGGCGUGAGGGAAGUGUUACAGUGUUUUAAGCAAGUGAUAUUGAAACCGCGUAGGACGUUAUUACUCUCUGCUACGGCUGUUUGUAAAGGACGUGGAUCGUUCAAUUGUGAUCAAGGGAUAACUGAUGAUGAGUUACAGAGCCUGCUAUCAGAGUUGGAAAAUCUACAAAAUCUGGCCAAGCUGACUAUAUAUUGCACGAGCUGUGGAAAACGACUACUCAUAGACAAGAAACAAAAUGGAGUUUCAUAUUGUGUAUGUAAGGACUCAAAGCCAGCUCAAAAUUCCUCAGACGGCUGGAUUCCGUACAUCGAGGCUAAUGACGUCAUCAUAUGGAGGAAAGAGUAUAAACCAGGUCAAGGGCUUUACGCAUACAAAGUGUACGGGCGCUACAUGGACGUGUCGGCGAGCGAUUUCGCAGCGGUGCAGCUGGACGGGGCGUACCGGCGCGCGUGGGACGGCGCGGUCGCCGCGCUGUCGGUGGUGCAGCGCGGCGCGCACGGCCUCGCCGACCAGGCGGUCCUGCACUGGGAGGUGCUGUGGCCCAGACUAUUCGCGAACCGCGACUACGUGUACGUGAGGCGGCAUAAAGAAUUCGACCUUAGUGUGAAACAGGACCAGCAGGACGCUCAGGCGGCGUUCACGAGCGUGCACGCGAAGGCGAAGCGGAAAGCGCUCGAAGGCGAUAGCGUCGACGCUGGGAAUAAGGUGAGAACAUUUAUAUGAUGCUAGCUGUCGUUC